AUGCCUUGGAUAGCCCCCGGCAUCACGAUUCCUGCCGUUGCUUUGCUGGCCUGCCUCGUGUCGAUCCCUCCCCUGCUUGUUCACUUCAAGGCUCGGAACUUUGCAGCUACCGUCCUCAUCCUCGGCGUCACCAUCUUGAACGUCCAAAACUUUGCCAAUGCUAUCAUCUGGGCUUCACAAGACCGCUACAGCUGGUGGAAUGGGAAGAUCCUCUGCGACAUCGAAGUCAAACUCUACAUUGGGAUCGCCGUGGCUGCUGACGGGGCUGUUGCAAGCAUCUUCCGCCAAACAGCUAUGAUCCUUGAUACGGAUCGAAUGACAGUAGCACCGAGUCCCCAACAACGCAGAUCACGGCUCGCCGUGGAGAUCUUGUUGUGUAUUAUGCUGCCUGUCCUUGUCAUGGCCGCCCACUACCUGGUCCAAAACGACAGAUACUGGCUCACGACUUCUGCCGGGUGCACGCCUGCAUUUGAUACUUGCUGGCCGACGCUUCUCCUCAUCUUUCUGUGGCCGGUUCUUGUCUGCCUGAUGGGAAGCAUCUACUGCGCGCUUUCAGUCAUCCGGCUCUGGAGACACAGAAAGGAGAUGUCGUCUGUUCUGUCCAGCACCCCCGGAGUCACGUCUUCCCGUUUUUUGCGCCUCUUCGCAUUGGGGUUCACUUUACUACUAGGCUACUGUCCAUUGGCAAUCCUCGCUUUUGCGGAAAAUGUCAGCAUCCCGCGGCAUCGCUACUCUUGGGCAUUCAUCCAUCCUCCGGAUUGGGCUGAAAGAAUCAUCCUCGUCCCGAGCACCGAGCGACUCACUUUCGACCGCUGGGCACAGAUCGCCACUGGCUUUCUAUUUUUCCUCUUCUUCGGACUGGGCAAGGAAGCAACUCAAAUAUACCAUUCGUGGCUGAAGAUGACGCAACGCUGGUUGCCGACUCGGUGCAUGUUUCGUGGCAAACACCACCCCCAUCAACUGGGAGCGGGAGUGCUCCCUCGCGCCGAGUUUGCCUUGACUUGA
This is a messenger RNA of Capronia epimyces CBS 606.96, 1005 nucleotides long. RefSeq lists its product as uncharacterized. The coding region runs from base 1 to 1005 and encodes 334 amino acids. Gene Ontology annotation, biological process: G protein-coupled receptor signaling pathway. The transcript has a single exon. The record is from RefSeq and is a predicted model, not a curated record. Gene Ontology annotation, molecular function: mating-type factor pheromone receptor activity. Lineage: Eukaryota; Fungi; Ascomycota; Eurotiomycetes; Chaetothyriales; Herpotrichiellaceae. Gene Ontology annotation, cellular component: membrane.